UCUUGUAGAAGAUCUUGAAUUCUUUCAAAUUAGAAAAAAACCUGUUGCUCCAUUUGUAACACAAUGUUUAACACAUCUUGAAGUCUUGUUACAAUCAGGAAUUAUUGAACCUCCUAUUAGUAAAGAAAUUAAACACAAAUUUGAAGAUAAUCAUUUCAAAAUAGAUGCUUAUAUUACCAUAUUUCAUGAAGUGUAUCAAUUAGCAUUUAACAAGCUUAAAAAACAUAUAGAUCAACAUCUUGCAUUGUCAUUAUUUAAAGCCAUUCAAUGUUUCGAUCUAUGA
Cetraspora pellucida is the source of this 283-nucleotide messenger RNA. The record is from the annotation of a GenBank genome assembly. Lineage: Eukaryota; Fungi; Glomeromycota; Glomeromycetes; Diversisporales; Gigasporaceae.